GUCUAGUAACACAGAUGGCGCAGACAUGACCAAGAAGUUGCAAAUCCACCAUAAUUGUUGCAAAGCUUUUAGAAUGACCACAUAUCCUCGUCUUCCUCCUCUUCUUAGCUCUCUUCCUCCCUUCUAUAUCUCAAGAGCAAUCUUGGAUUUCUAAUUAAUUGUUCUCUGUUUCUCAAAACUAAACAAACAAUAAAGAUCAAUCAUGUCUUGCUUUAAGGGAAAGUAUCAUGAUGAAUUGAUUGCCAAUGCUGCUUAUAUUGGCACUCCCGGAAAGGGAAUUCUUGCAGCAGAUGAAUCAACAGGCACAAUAGGCAAGCGUCUAGCUGCCAUCAAUGUCGAGAAUAAUGAGCCCAACAGGCGUGCUUAUCGCGAGCUCCUCUUCUGUGCUCCAGACGUCCUCCAAUAUCUCAGUGGUGUAAUCCUUUUUGAGGAAACACUUUACCAGAAAUGCGCUGAUGGUAAGAGCUUUGUUGAUGUUCUCAAGAAAGGAGGGGUUCUUCCUGGAAUCAAAGUUGACAAGGGCAUCGUUGAGCUUGCUGGAACUAAGGGUGAAACAUCAACUCUUGGUCUUGAUGGCCUAGCUGAGCGCUGCCAGAAGUACUAUGAAGCUGGUGCUCGAUUUGCUAAAUGGCGAGCUGUUCUAAAGAUUGGUCCAACUGAACCAUCUCAGCUUUCUAUUAAUGAGAAUGCAAAUGGCUUGGCACGCUAUGCUAGUAUAUGCCAGGAGAAUGGCUUAGUACCUAUUGUUGAGCCAGAGAUUUUGGUGGAUGGAUCCCAUAAUAUUGAUUGCUGUGCAGACGUGACCGAACGUGUUCUUGCAGCUUGCUAUAAAGCACUAAAUGAUCACCAUGUCCUUCUUGAGGGAACUCUUUUGAAGCCAAACAUGGUGACCCCAGGCUCAGAUUGCGCGAAAGUUUCACAUGAGAUGGUGGCCGAGUAUACAGUCAGGGCUUUGCAGCGAACCGUUCCUCCUGCUGUUCCUGCUGUUGUAUUCCUUUCUGGUGGACAGAGUGAGGAGGAAGCCACUCGCAAUUUGAAUGCAAUGAACCAACUCAAAGGCAAAAAACCUUGGUCUCUUACUUUCUCUUUUGGCCGUGCUCUUCAGCAGAGCACUCUCAAGGCAUGGGCAGGAAAGGAGGAAAAUAUAAAGAAGGCACAGGCUGCUUUGCUUGUGAGAUGCAAAGCUAAUUCAGAAGCUACUUUAGGUACUUACAAGGGUGAUGCUAACCUGGGAGAGGGUGCUGCAGAGAGCCUCCAUGUGAAGGAUUACAAAUACUGAGCCCUGCAAGAAGGUGAUUUGGAGGUUCUUCAUGUGAAGAACCAACACUAAAUCCAUUCCUACUCUAUUUUAAUGAGUUAGGAGAGAUAUUUAAAGAACUAGUUUUUCUUUCUAUUUGCUUUUGUGAUUGUAAUGAUCCUCUGGUGAACCAUGUUGAGAAAAUGUCUCAUAAAAUGAUUUGCCAGAUUUUGCCUACAGAUUUUUCAGUUUAAUAAUCUCUAAAUUGAUGAUUUUGAAUCAUUCUGUAGAUGGAGAUUUACUUAUAAUAUUAAAGAAUCGUAAUCUUCCUUUUUCCUGUCA
Molecule: messenger RNA, 1579 nt
Organism: Jatropha curcas
Lineage: Eukaryota; Viridiplantae; Streptophyta; Magnoliopsida; Malpighiales; Euphorbiaceae
Product: fructose-bisphosphate aldolase 6, cytosolic-like
Biological process (GO): glycolytic process
Molecular function (GO): fructose-bisphosphate aldolase activity
Source: RefSeq, a predicted model, not a curated record